AUGAGUUUGGAGCUGAAAUUGCAUAGUCCAGUUGGUGGGGAGUCCGUGAACUACAAGUGGCCACUGGUCAUAGGGGAUGAAAGAGAUGAAAGCCAUGAACUCAUCGAGACUAUCAAGUGGGUUUGUGAAGAUGUGCCAGACUUGAAGAAAGCUUUGGAGAAGAUUGAUGCUCUGACUGUAUACGAUCCAAGAAGUUACGAGAGUAUGAAGAAUCUCUGCGACAGGUACAACAGAGCCAUUGAUGGCUUGAGGCAGUUGGAAUGGGGAUCUAUGAAAUUGCCUUCAUCAUCCUGUUCUUCACCAUCUUCGUCAUCAUCUUCAUCACCAUCCUUGUUAUCACCGUCCCUGCCAUAUGCAUGCAAUGGAUUGUUGAAACAUAUUCUGCAAGUUUCUUACAACAGAGCCAUCGAGGACCCCGACAAACUCAACCAAUAUGAACCUUUUUCUCCUGAGGUUUAUGGGGAAACAAGUUUUGAACUGGUUCAUGAACUGACAAAGGUCAUUUCAUUCGGCGAGGAGGACAUAUUCAUUGACCUUGGCAGUGGUGUCGGCCAGGUAGUUCUGCAAGUAGCUGCAGCAACAGGUUGUAAACUUUGUUAUGGUAUUGAAAAAGCUGAUUGGCCCGCUAAGUAUUCCAAGGACCUAUCACGAGAGUUUCUAAAGUGGAUGAGUUUUUACGGCAAGCGACAUGGCAUGUUUCAUUUGGAGAGGGGGGACUUCCUCAAUGAAGAUAAGUUGGAGAUUAUCAAUUCAGCCAGCAUCAUAUUUGUCAACAACUUUGCGUUCGGGCCACAUGUUGAUCACCAGUUAAAGUUGAGGUUUGCAAACGUAAAGGAGGGUGCCAGAAUCGUGUCAUCCAGAGCUUUCUGCCCACUCAACUUCCACAUCACAGAUAGAAAUUUAUCAGACAUAGGAACAAUCAUGACUGUUGAGGAACUGACCGCCCUGCCCGCCGCUGUCUCGUGGACGGACAAACCAUUUGCAUACUACCUCCACACCAUCGACCGAUCGCUGUUGGAGAAGUACUUUAAAAACUUGAAGAGUAACUCGGAAGGAAAUUACAGGAAGUGCAACGGGGAGAAGAUGAAGAGGAAGAUUAUGAAUGGAUCAUCUAAGGUGAUGAAGAUGAUGGCGAUGACGAUGAUGACGACAUUAAUGAUGAUGGUGACGUCACAAAAAAUUAUGAUGGUGAUUUUGAUUGCAAUGUUUGACAGGUUGGCUCAUUAG
Molecule: messenger RNA, 1227 nt
Organism: Helobdella robusta
Lineage: Eukaryota; Metazoa; Annelida; Clitellata; Rhynchobdellida; Glossiphoniidae
Exons: 12
Coding region: 1-1227 (408 amino acids)
Biological process (GO): DNA damage checkpoint signaling; DNA repair; regulation of transcription regulatory region DNA binding
Cellular component (GO): nucleus
Molecular function (GO): histone H3K79 methyltransferase activity
Source: RefSeq, a predicted model, not a curated record